AGGCGUGCUUCGUGACCGUCCUCCACCGCGGCGUCGUGGCCAAGGCUCUGGAGGAGCUCCCCGAGGAUCGCGAGGCCCUGAUGCCGAUGCUGGCCGCCGGUGGCAGCUGGAAGAUGUCCGGGGUGCUCCGCGACAGGUCCAUCUUCGCCGGGGCGUCCGCCCAGUUUCUCGAGGAGAUCGUCCAGGUGGGAACGGUGAGGGUGUACGCACCCGGGGACCGGAUCAUUCAGCAGGGCAUGGAGGGCACCUCCAUGUUCGUCCUGAGGGUCGGGUCCGCCAACGUUGUCAAGGAGAGCGCGGACGGCGCGGAAACGGGUCGCCUUCAGCGCACCCUGGAGCACGUGGGCACCCUCGCCCACGGGGCGGUCUUCGGCGAGCUGGCGACGGGCCUAUGGAUGGCGAAACGCGACGAUCAUCGCGGGCUCCAUGUGCUCGGUCUGGGAGAUUGAGCACUCCGACGUCCGAGGC
Molecule: messenger RNA, 468 nt
Organism: Prorocentrum cordatum
Lineage: Eukaryota; Dinophyceae; Prorocentrales; Prorocentraceae
Source: the annotation of a GenBank genome assembly